Messenger RNA from Schistocerca nitens (vagrant locust), 2647 nucleotides. Its product is annotated as mitochondrial protein C2orf69 homolog. The record is from RefSeq and is a predicted model, not a curated record. Gene Ontology annotation, cellular component: mitochondrion. The transcript has 11 exons. NCBI's taxonomy places the organism in Eukaryota, Metazoa, Arthropoda, Insecta, Orthoptera, Acrididae. The coding region runs from base 834 to 1946 and encodes 370 amino acids.
CCGCUGUUAGGCAACUUCAACGAUGUACAAUGAAGUAGUAUAGAAGACUAGAAGUAUACCAUGUUCAUUGUUUGAGCGCCUCUGUGUGUGAUUUUUAUUAUCUUUGAAUUUCGUGCAAUGGAUUAUGGUUUACCUGUGCCGCUUGGGAGAGUGCGUAAAGUGUAUAAGUCGGAGAGUGAAAAGAAGUUAUAGGAAAUAUUCACGUACUUUCAUGGAGAACUUGUUCUGUGGGAAAGUGGACGUGAUAUGACACGAAGUAUUGUGCUGUUACCCUGUCGAAGACCGCGAAGGAAUUUACAAUUUUCUGGUAAUGGAUGUAAGAGCAAAGUAGUGGAUUCCUCAUACAUCAUUUUCAUCAGGCAUUGUCUAACUUCGAUUUGGUGGUGUUCUUAAUAAACCGUGUUGUGUGUACUGACAGUCAUCGGCACAAGGAGCUGAGUAUGUGGCUAUUGCGGUUCUGAUGGGUGACCUUCUGGAGCGGAGGCGGCUUUGGGUGGCAUCUUCAAUAUUCUCAUGGAUGGGUGGAAUGCUGAAACCUCAGUUUUGUUUAAGUUGAAGUCUGCAUGUUGGAUUUUCAUGGCGUCCGUGUCUGGGAUGUCGUGGAUAUACAGAUUAAGCAGAAUGUGGGCAACAACUAAUCACUAAGGAAGAAAAGUACAUUUAUGGAGAAUUGAAAUGUGGAACUUUCCCAUGAUUUGUUACAGCAACAGAUUUGAGGACAAGCAGUUUCUAUAGAAGCUGUGUCUAUUGAAACUGAAUGUUAUAAUGUGUAGCUGUCAAUGAUUGAGAUGUGGAAGGAAGUUUUGAAGGAACUGGUAGUGUAAAUUGUCUGAAUGAUUAACAUACAUAAAGGAGCUCAAUACUUCAUUCCUAUAUUUUCAUUUCUACGGUUUCUUAAAAGGGGAGCAAGCCCUGCAAGGGAGGGUAGCAGAAUGCUGGGCACCCCUCCAUCAUCUUGCCCCAUACGCCUGUGUGGAGUCACAGGAUAUGAUGGACGUGUAAACGAUAUCAUCUACUGUCAUCCACUUGUCAAAGCAGAAAAUAAUACUGCAGUUGUCUACUUUGGUGGCGAUGUUCAGGAUUUUCCAGAAAUUAUGGAGAACCACAGGGAAAACAAAAAUUAUGUAAAGUGGAAUCUUGAAAACACUGCAGUGCUGCUCCAAUCAUAUUUUCCUGAGAGCCAUGUUGUUGUUGUGCGGCCAUCUAGAUUGGCUACACCUAAACUUGCAACAUUCAUGGAUAUUGUCUCAGCAGACAUGGAUCAAAACAGAAUGGAGUUUAAGACAUUCAGCUGCUAUGACAAUUUUGUGCCUUGCAACAACAGUGGUGCUCCUGAUCACACUCCAACGCAUCAUGCUCUCCAACAUCUUGAACGUUUAUUACAAGGUGUAUCACAGCGACUUCGAAAUGUUAAUCCCGCACAACUUGCAAGUGCUGGAAGCCCAACAGCAAGUGUGGAAAAGGAGUCUAAAGAAAAUGAAGAGAACACACCUCCAUUGUGGUGGCAAGAAGGAAUCAAUUUGGAUAAAGCUAGUAUUAUUCUUAUAGGAUUCAGCAAAGGGUGUGUUGUUUUAAACCAAUUUAUUUAUGAAUUUCAUUAUUUAAAGACCCUAACACCUGAUGAUGACACGAUGAUGAGAAUUGUGACCAGAAUACAAGAUAUGUACUGGUUAGAUGGAGGCCAUGCUGGGGGUAAAAACACUUGGAUUACUUCAAGGAGCCUGUUGGAAACAUUGACCAGACUGGGUAUAGGCAUUCACAUCCAUGUAACUCCUUAUCAAGUGAAUGAUGACCGAAGACCCUGGAUAAGAAAGGAAGAAAAGACUUUUGGUGACUUACUAAGACGACUGGGAGCACCUGUUCAUAGAACUCUACACUUUGAAAAUCAAGUUGCAAGUUUGUGCACACAUUUUGAGGUCCUUUCUGUGUUUCGACAGACAGAUUAGUGAAGCAGUUUUACCUACAUUGCACGCUGUUAUGAAUGCAGACUGAUAUUGGUGUUAUACCUUUGAUACAAAUUGAUGAAAUGCCUUUCAGAUUCAGAAAGAGGUAAAGAACUUCAUUUGCCUUUAGUUAUGGCAUUGCACAUGAUGCCAGUUUUUUCAUUAAAUUAGAUGGCAAAGGGUAACACAGUGUUCAAGAGAAGAGAAUAGUGUACAAACAGUGAAUUGCUGUGGAAGAACAUUAUUGUUCUUGUUGUUAUAAGACAACUUCAUGGUGCAAUUUAGUGUGUGAUAAGACAGUUUAAGUUAUAAAAAGUGCCAUGACUUUGGUAAAUGAUUUUGGUUUAUGAAACAUUGUGCUUUAUGGAUAUCUAUAAAAAUAAUACUUUCCAUUAUUAAUUUAAUAAAUGUAUCUGUCUGUACAGUAUACAGAUGCCUCUCAGACUUUCAAUGUAAAAAAUUCAAACUCUCUCUCUCUCUCUCUCUCUCUCUCUCUCUCUCUCUCUCUCUCUUCUCUCUCUCUCUCUCUCUCUCUCUCUCUCUCUCCACACACACACACACACACACACACACACACAGACACACACACACACACACACACACACUCUGAUUGAUUUUAAACUUCCUGUAGAGGUUGAAUAUGCAGUCAAAUCUGAAAAAAAAAAACUAACAAUUGAGAUAUAGUGAAACACAGGCAGUAAAAA